Sinocyclocheilus anshuiensis is the source of this 750-nucleotide messenger RNA. RefSeq names its product phosphoglycerate mutase 2-like. Gene Ontology annotation, molecular function: intramolecular phosphotransferase activity. Gene Ontology annotation, biological process: glycolytic process. The transcript is spliced from 3 exons. The record is from RefSeq and is a predicted model, not a curated record. Bases 115 to 750 code for a protein of 211 amino acids. NCBI's taxonomy places the organism in Eukaryota, Metazoa, Chordata, Actinopteri, Cypriniformes, Cyprinidae.
CAUAGGCACGCAGGGCUCACUGUCUGUAACAGAGUGUGUGCACAACAGCAAGGAGGGCUGUGUUUGGUGGGUUUAGUCUGGAAAAUACUGUAGUGAAACCCAAAUUCUUUCAAAAUGGCUGCUGCUCAUCGUCUAAUGAUUGUACGCCAUGGCGAGAGCUCCUGGAACCAGGAGAACCGUUUCUGUGGCUGGUUUGAUGCAGACCUCAGUGAAAAGGGUCUGGAGGAAGCAAAGCGUGGUGCUCAAGCCAUCAAAGAUGCAGGCAUGAAGUUUGAUGUGUGCUACACCUCCGUUCUGAAGCGCGCUAUCAAGACUCUGUGGACCAUCAUGGAGGUCACAGACCAGAUGUGGCUGCCUGUAGUGCGCACCUGGCGUCUGAAUGAACGUCACUACGGUGGUCUGACUGGUCUGAACAAGGCAGAGACGGCAGCCAAGCAUGGAGAGGAGCAGGUCAAGAUAAAUUGGUGGCAUGGCUGCAAGUUCGAUCAUGUUCCAUUCCUCUUUUACCAGUCAAGACGAUACAAGGGUCUGAAAGAGGGUGAGCUUCCCAUCUGCGAGAGCUUGAAGGACACCAUCGCUCGUGCCCUGCCUUUCUGGAAUGAGGUUAUUGUACCUGAGAUCAAGGCCGGCAAAAACGUCAUAAUCGCAGCCCAUGGCAACAGCCUCCGUGGCAUCGUCAAGCACUUAGAGAGCAUGUCAGAUGCAGCCAUCAUGGAGCUGAACCUGCCCACAGGCAUUCCCAAAAGAUAA